This is a messenger RNA of Saccostrea cuccullata (small rock oyster), 4625 nucleotides long. RefSeq lists its product as uncharacterized. Bases 2341 to 3774 code for a protein of 477 amino acids. The record is from RefSeq and is a predicted model, not a curated record. NCBI's taxonomy places the organism in Eukaryota, Metazoa, Mollusca, Bivalvia, Ostreida, Ostreidae. The transcript is spliced from 4 exons.
GGGGUGUCCAAACAUUACUCUUUAGUAUUUAAAAUGUUCAUUGGAAGGCUGAUCCCCUCCCCCCUUUCGUUGCGGUAUUAGCAUAGUAUGUGAUAAAAAUCCGUGUAUUAUGGUAAUAAAGAAAUAAAACAUAAAAUUUUGUUAAAUUGAAUGAAGUUGAAACACCGCCCUUCAAAGAAAUGGGAUCUGAAAUCGAGGUUGGACAAUUUAAUUACCAUUUUCUUCCUCCUUUCUUUUCUUUUUUUUUUAUUUUGGUAUUGGUUUGUCAAAAUUUUCUAGUAAGUUGAAUUUUUUUCUUCUGUUUGGCAUCCCCCUUUGCUUCACUCUCAACGAUACUACUUGCAUGAUGAAUUGUGAGGAAAAUCCCCCCCCCCCUUGAUAAAAGUCUAGCUCAUUUCGCGUGGUGAGGUACUUAAUAACUACAACCGUCCGAGCUUGUCGCAUGCCAGGCGGUGUCUAACAAUUCCUAUGGUUGGUAGCACUUGGCGACUUGUCAAGUUGCUCAUUUCGGCAGGGCAGACGGGGAUAUAAAAUCGAAUAUUGUAUUAUCGCAGGUAAGUUUCAUACAGCGAUUGUAAAAUUAUUCUCUGUAUAUAUUUUAAAUAUCGAGUUUAAAAGUGUAUCAUUUGUUUUAAUGUAUGUGUACAUGUGAAGUGCAAGGAGCCCCAAAAUCACAUGUUGGUAAUAUCUUUAUGGCAAUUUUAUUGCCCAUGUCUGUCAACUGAUAAAGACACGUUAAUACUUUAUUGUCUUUUUAUUCUUUUAUGAACAUCUUUGUCAUAUACAAAAAAAAACGUGUAAUAUAAAUAGAAUAUCAUUGUUUCUAUUAGUUUUAUUGUCGCAAAAAAGCAACUAUAACUGCACUAGUGCAUACCAUUUUUUAACGUCAAGAUAAUCAAUGGAUUAGCUUAAAAAUUAACACUUUAAUCGGAUAGGAUUACUGAAAUUUGUCACCAUCGGUAGGUAUAGGCCAGCGAUCCUAUUAUAACCUGUAUAUUGAGAUUUAUUGAUUAGUUUUUUGUCUACAGUUGACAAUAGAACAAAAGCAGAGAACAAUACGAGUAGGUAAAUCAUUCCUUGCACUAAAUAAAUGAUCACCUACUAUACCAAACUACCACAAAAGAAAUUGGCGCAUAUGCCUUUUUAAGCCCUGUUUUCUAAUAAGUUCAUUAGAUUUAAAUAAUAAUAAUUAGUUUUUUAUUCAAGAGGGCUCUGGUAUUUUUCGACAGCUAUUAAACCCGACUUUAAAAUUCCGUGAUAUUUAUCUAAAAAUUCUAACAGUCUAUUUAACACAAAAUUAUCCCUAAUUGCCAUAUACCCGUGUUAGAAGUCUUCAAUAACUCUAAAUCAAAACAAGAGCAAAUUCCAUCGAUAUCAUUUAUACGUUUUCUAUUAAGUAUUUUUAAAACGUAUAUUCGUGUCGUAUGAUCAGUAAGUUUUAAAUUCCUUAAUCUUAUUUUGAAAUUGAUCUUUUGUAUAACAAAUAUUUAACGAACAAGUUUUGCUAUUCUAUUAUAUAUACUGAUAAACUCUGCGUCCCGUAGGCAGCGGUCUUUGAGAAGUUGGCGACCUUUAUUGUCCACCUUGCGUUUAACACUUUAAAGUUAAAAUCCUAUUUAAAUACUGCCAAUAUGAAUCACCAACUAAUUUGUAGGUUGUAUCAACAAUGUGAAGUGACUUGCUUCGAAUUUUUAUCAAGGAAGCCGAUCUCUUUCUGUAUUGUUGGUCAUUGUAGUAAACAGAAGACACGCACCCUUUCACCCACGAACAUUUGUAAACAUUUGGUUUUAUUCAUGAGCGCUGACCGCAUACCGUGUGCUGUCUAAUUUCAUGAAGAAUAUGUACAGAUAUAGGGAUCAGUUUUUCCAUAACAAGCACAUGUGAUUGAUUUCUAAUGACGGAUUUACGAAAACGGUGAAAGAGAGUGUACAAUUAUAGAAGAGAUAUGUAUGUAUAUUGGUGCUUUACUCAUCUUUGAAAGGUACUUCUCAAUUCUGUAAAUUCUUAUUCAAAUAGGCACUAAAUCUGAGUAACAAUGACUGAAUGAGCUUGACGAUCCUGAGUUUUAGUGGGUGGGGAUUGUAAAUUACUUUCAGUAAGGUAAAAAGGAUUUAGACGUUUUACGUGUUUUUAUAUUGGGCAAUAAAUACACGAGUUAAUCUUCAUUCAUAGCUUUGUUAAUCCUCUUUGAAAAUGUAUUGACUGAGGGAUUAAACAAAUCAAAAAUUUUACAAAUAUUCAUAUUGUUUCAACGACGUGGUAUGUUCACGAUUGAACACAACAUUCAUUUAAUUGUGAAAGGUCAAUUAGUGAUUUUCGAUUGUUAUAUUUCAGCAAAAAAUGUCUGAAAAAAAGCAAAACGGCGGCCCAGUUCCGCAUAAACUUCCCAGUAAACAGCACGAGGCCCGUGAAACAGACAUCAACCAAAAUGACCGAAUUGCAGUUAUGGAGAUAAUCAAAUACUUCAAACAAGAAAGACACCAAAUCAUGGCGAUGCUGAAGGAAAGUAGAGAACAUUUUGAAACUCUGGAAAUGAACAAACGUGCGAUCCAUUCCGAGAUGGAUGCUGUUCGCCAGGACAUCAACAAACAUCUUGAUACAUUGGAAGCCAAGCUUCGUAGGAAUCUAGACGAAAUUCAUAAAGAGGCUGCGAAAGAAUGUCAGUACCGAAUCGCAGAGUUAGAGGCCCGACAAAGUGCAAUCCAGGAGUACCAGCGGAGGCUGGAAAACGUCAUCAAGUUCUGGUCUCGGAGAAGAGAUUCCGAUCUAAGUGCCAUACACGCUUUUUACGAAAAGAUAAUUCAACAUAGAUUAGACAUGACCAACAAGUGCUACGAGUACGAGUUUCAGAUCAAUGAUAAACUGGAUAAUUUGAAAUCCUUGAUUAAGCAAUUUGGAAGCGUUCGAUUGAAUUGUUAUGUCAACUCUUUUGACGAUUCCGGUGUACGCGAGAGCCUGAGUUCUCAAUUCGAUCAAAGUUUGGAAGACUGUACUGCAGUGGUGUCGAAUUCCUUCUCCAUAUGCGAGGACCACAGUUCUAAUAUUGGGGGAUGUACAUACCUUUACAACGGACUUCUGAUGGUUGGAAAUCGUCUGACGAAUUCCUUACAACAGUACGACCCCAAUGGUACUUUAACUGCGGAGAUGCCGUUACAAGGAAAGCCGUGGGAUGUUUGUCUGGUCAAUCCCUUCACGGUGGGCGUGUCUCUUCCCUACAACAAACCAUGGAACAUGUCUUACGUAUCUACAAUAGCCAUUGUCGACACAAUUCAUAUGAAAACAGUCAAAGAAAUCUCAGUACACUCCAAGAUCCAUGGUCUGGCCUAUGGGGAGGAGAAAUUCUAUGUGGCCUGUGUAACAGAAGUCAAAAUACUCAACCUGAGGGGGGAAUCCGUCCAUGUGAUCAGGGUAUCCAACGCCUGCAUCCGACAAGUCUGUACUAGUAAGGGUAGGCUACUCUUCUCCGACUGGAAUCACAAUUCAGUACAGUGCUUUGGACGAGAUGGCAUAGAAAUGUUUAACUACAGUCACCCCCUGAUGAAGGGACCGGUGGGGAUCUCCGUGGAUUAUGAAGACAAUAUCUACGUCACUAGCUUCAUCUCCAACAAUGUCCAUCAGCUGACUCCAGACGGGCAACUGAACCGAAUACUGCUCAAUAAGGACGACGGCAUCAAGGAGCCCAGGGCCAUCAGCCUUCAGAAGUACACCAACAGAUUUGUUCUGUGUGACAAUGCUGGAGUUAAACUAUGCCAACUACAACCAACUUCAACAUAGCAAACAAUCGAUGUUCUCUGUGACAGUGCUAGAGUUAAACUGUGCCAACUACAACCAAGUUCAACCUAGCAGACAGUUUUCUGUGUGACAAUGCUGGAGAUACAAUGUAAACUAUGCCAACUACAGCUAGCUUCAACCUAGCAGACAGUCUUUUGGGUGACAAUACUGGAGUUAAACAAUUCCAAGUUCAACAUAGCAAACAAUUAAUGUUCUCUGUGACAAUGCUAGAGUUAAACUAUGCCAACUACAACUUCAACAUAGCAAAUGACAUUCUCUGUGACAGUGCUAAAGGUUAACUAUUUCAACAAGUGCAACCAACUUCAGCAUUUCUGGCAUAUGGUGUUUUAUGAGCCAGUGCUGGGGUUAAAUUCUACAAACUACAGGUGACUCCAACAUAGCUGACAGUGUUCUGUAUGAUAGUGCAGGAGCUUAACUAUGCCAACUAUAAUCAACUUUAAAACAAACAGUUGAUAUUCAGUGAGACAGUACUAGAGUUUAACUAUGCCAACUUGAACAUGGCAAAAUGGUGUUUUUUGUGAAAGUGCUGUUGUUAAACUGUAAGUAACUAUAACCUUCUCCAACAUAGUGGGUGAUAAUUCAAUAUCAGCAUGUUCAAAAGAUAUUUUGAUCUCAGGGAAAAGUACAAAGUGAGAAAAAGAAUUGUUCUUUUGGCAGGGAGUCUUAGUGAUCAUAUCGUUUUAUUCCUCAGCAUUAUUUUCUUUUUCUUACCAUUAGAGGUACAACAGGAUUCAUUGUAUGUAUAGGAGAAAUCAUUUUCUCAUUCAUUUCUUUUGAUUUCUACAUAGUUUUAUGAUGGGAUUGUGCAAUUAAAUGAGCUUUAAGCAUACAAA